This is a messenger RNA of Sphenostylis stenocarpa, 1041 nucleotides long. Lineage: Eukaryota; Viridiplantae; Streptophyta; Magnoliopsida; Fabales; Fabaceae. The record is from the annotation of a GenBank genome assembly.
AUGGCGAGGUCUGGCGACGGUUACGGUAUUGGAGUGGACGAGUCGUAUCGCGCGCUGCCGUGGCUGUACUUGACAUUCCUGUCGAUCUGGUUUGUCUCUGCUUGCUCUUGGACCAUUUACACCUACAGAACGCGCCAUUUUCAGUGGACACUGGCUUCGGUUCCGUUGAUUAAAGCAUUACAGCUCAUGCUGUCCUUCCUCUUCUGGUAUUCUUGCUACAAUUUUCAGGCCUGUUCUUUGUGGAUGUCAUUUGGGGUGUAUGUAACAGGGGUGCUAUUUCAGACAGCUGCUUUUGUCUCCUUUUUGCUCAUUUCUCAUGGUUACUGCAUCAUGUGUGAGCGUCUUUCUCUAAAUGAACGUCGUUCAACCGCCGCACUUGCAUGUAUCUUUUACUUAACCCUGAUUGGUUACAAGGCUUGCGUGCCAUACUUCUCUGCUCUUCUGAUAUUAAAUUACUUUGUUUCAUUCUAUAUAAUAUUCCACCAUAUAUCCCAAAACCUACUGGUGUUGAGAGAACAAUUGAGCAUUAUAGAAAAUGAGGAUAUUCAACUCAUGUAUGAUGCCGUGUAUAAGAAGUACACAAUGUUCAAGAAAUUUCAGGGUGCAAUGCAGAUAGUAGCUACAGCAGAAACUGUGAUAUAUAUGAACAUGGACGACUCUUCAGAAAAUUACUGGCUUCGUUUAUUGCUCAGGGAAUGGGCACAAUUCUGCAUCUUUGUGUAUAUUGGAUGGAUUUUCAGGUCACAAGAUUUGGCACCAAACUUCUCUGUUGUGCCUGUUACUAAGUGUAAAAGCAAUACUCUUGUUCCUCCCAUCUACAGUAUUGAAAUGGAUGCAGCAACAUUUAAAGAAUUUAGUAGCCACGAAUGGCACAUUGGAGUGCCAACUUCUGCUUCUCGGGUUGAAAACUCUAAAGAUGAAGUUUUGGUAAUCAUUCAGCAUCCUCGAGCACAGAGGCUAAGAAAGCUCGAUACCAUUUCGCAUAGCACCCUCAAUACAGUUUCAUCUCCAUGUCAAGAUAUAACCACUACUGCUAAAUAA